This is a messenger RNA of Trypanosoma rangeli, 975 nucleotides long. Its product is annotated as tatD related deoxyribonuclease. The transcript has a single exon. The record is from RefSeq and is a predicted model, not a curated record. NCBI's taxonomy places the organism in Eukaryota, Euglenozoa, Kinetoplastea, Trypanosomatida, Trypanosomatidae. Bases 1 to 975 code for a protein of 324 amino acids. Gene Ontology annotation, cellular component: cytosol. Gene Ontology annotation, molecular function: 3'-5'-DNA exonuclease activity.
AUGAUUGACAUUGGCAUAAAUCUGACGGACCCCAUGUACCGCGGUGUGUACCACGGCCAAAAGAAGCAUCCGGCUGAUAUUGACGCGGUGCUUGCACGCGCAGUUGCCGUUGGCGUGCGUUGCCUCCUCAUUACCGCCGGCUGUUUGAAGGAAAGUCGUGAGGCCAUUGAACUCUGCAAGAAGUAUAGCUCCAAAUCGUUACAGUGUUACUGUACCGUUGGCUGUCACCCGACAAGGUGCGGUGAGUUUACAAAGGAUCCUGAGGGGUACUACAAUGAGCUGCGAGCGCUGGUGGCGGAGCAUACGGUGCAGCGUGAGGGUGGGUGUGUCGCAGCUAUUGGCGAGGUGGGCCUGGACUACGAUCGGUUGUUUUUUUGUGAGAAAUCUGUGCAGAUGCCUUACUUUGUAAAACAGUUAGAGUUGGCUAAAGAAUUUCAGCUGCCACUCUUUUUGCAUGACCGUAAUACCGGGGGCGAUUUUCUUGAGGUUCUGUCGCAGCACCGUCAUUGCUUUAAGGGCGGGGUUGUGCACAGCUUCACCGGAUCCAGGGAGGAUUUGGAACAGCUGCUUGACCUUGGACUUUUUAUCGGUGUGAACGGCUGCAGCUUGAAGAUGGAGGAUAACCUCGCUGUUGCGAAGGCUAUUCCACUGGAUCGACUCAUGAUUGAGACUGACGGGCCCUGGUGCGAGAUUCGUAACACACACGCCUCCCAUAAAGUUUUGCAGGAAGUGGCGAAGUGCGGCGGGGUAUCAGAUGCAUUGCUACGCCCCUACUUCCCCGCGUGCCGCAAGGAAAAGUUUCAGGAGGGGGCAGUUGUUAAGUCGAGGUGUGAGCCGUGCCACUUGCUGCGGGUGUUGGAGGUGCUCUACGGGCUCCAUCGCGACGAGGUGGCGUCUCUGGAGAGUCUGGCGGUUACUAUUUAUAACAACACUCGAAAGCUCUUCCCGUUUUGGCCACAUGACGUGGAGCCGUAG